Scophthalmus maximus (turbot) is the source of this 2275-nucleotide messenger RNA. Its product is annotated as gastrula zinc finger protein XlCGF57.1. The coding region runs from base 92 to 1957 and encodes 621 amino acids. Lineage: Eukaryota; Metazoa; Chordata; Actinopteri; Pleuronectiformes; Scophthalmidae. Gene Ontology annotation, molecular function: RNA polymerase II cis-regulatory region sequence-specific DNA binding; DNA-binding transcription factor activity. The record is from RefSeq and is a predicted model, not a curated record. The transcript has 3 exons. Gene Ontology annotation, biological process: regulation of transcription by RNA polymerase II.
UCUGCGCUUCGACCCGGAACUCGGUGUCUCUGUUUCCUCCCGCUCGCUCUCUUUGUUCGCUCCGAGCCUCGAGGUGCAGAAGAGGAGCAACAUGUUCGCUCCGAGCCUCGAGGUGCAGAAGAGGAGCAACAUGUUCGCCGUGCAGCUGCUGCGAGUGUCGGUACAUGAGCGGAUCGGCGCCGCCGCUGAAGACUUCCUGCUGCAGGUGGAGAAAGGAGAAGAAGCGGCUCGAGUCCCGGCGCUGAGAGCGCUGCUCACCGAGCGGCUAACGGCGGCGGCGGAGGAGAUCGUCGGUCUGUUGGAGGAAACCGUGGCGGAGUACGAAGACCGAGUGGAGCGGUCCGAGCGGGAGAUCUGCCGCCAGAGGAGGCUGCUCGAUGCCGUGCUGAAGCCCGAAGUCAGGCUGCACCGAGCAGACGUCCAGCAGCUGAUGGUGGGUGAAGAAGAUUUUCCCCCUGAGCAGCAGCAAUGGAGCCCCAGUGUAAAGCAGGAGGAGCCAGACCCCCCCCACAUAAUAAAGGAACAGGAGGAAGCGUGGAGCAGUCUGGAGGGAGAGCAGCUUCAAUGGCUGGAGGAGGCUGAUAUCAUUAAGUUCACCAUGAGGAGUGAAGAAGAUGAAGAGAAACCUAAUACUGAGGAGAACAGAGAGGACUGCGGAGGACCAGAACCAGCCAUGAACUCAGGUCCUGAUGUACAUUUAGAACCAGGUCCUGAGGACCAGACUGAAGACUCUUCUGAACCUAAGACUGAAGAAAGUGGUGAUUGGAAGGAGACUAGAGAAUCAUCAGGUUCAAAGACACUCAAAAAUAGUAAAGUGUAUGCUGGUGAUUUGAGACGUAGUACUGGUGAGAAACCACAUAGCUGUUUUGAGUGUGGUAAAACAUUUAGGCAAAGUGUAGACCUGUUAAGACAUACGAUUGUUCAUACAGGAGAGAAGCCAUUUAGUUGUUCUGAGUGUUUUCAAAGAUUUGGUCGAAAGGAAAACAUGCAGCGACAUAUGAUGAUUCAUACAGGAGAGAAACCAUUUAGUUGUUCUGAGUGUGGUCAAAGAUUUGGACAGAAGAUGCAGCUAAAGUCACAUAUGAUGAUUCAUACAGAAGAGAAACAAUUUUGUUGUUCUGAGUGUGGUCAAAGAUUUAGGCAUAAAGGAAGCCUGCUCAAACAUAUGAUGACUCAUACUGGAGAGAAACCACAUAGCUGUUCUGAGUGUGGUCAAAGUUUCAGGCGAAAAGAACAUCUGAAUACUCAUAUGAGAAUUCAUACAGGAGAGAAACCAUUUAGUUGUUCCGAGUGUGGUCAAAAAUUUAGCCUAAGGGAAAAUCUGCAGCGACAUAUGAGGAUUCAUACAGGACAGAAACCAUUUAGUUGUUCUGAGUGUGGUCAAAGAUUUAGACAUAAAGAAAGCCUGCAAAAACACAUGAUGAUUCAUACAGGAGAGAAACCAUUAAGUUGUUCUGAGUGCAGUCAAAGAUUUAGGCAUAAAGAAAGCCUGCAGAAACACAUGAUGAUUCAUACAGGAGAGAAACCAUUAAGUUGUUCUGAGUGUGGUAAAAGAUUUAGGUUAAGGGAACAUCUGAAUACUCAUAUGAGAAUUCAUACAGGAGAGAAACCAUUUAGUUGCGGAGUUUGCAACAAACAUUUCACCUGGAAACCUCAGCAAAAAAAACAUCGUUGUGUUGUUGAGUCCUCACAGCUUCAGAGUCAGACUGAGGAUAACAGAGAGGACUGUGGAGGACCAGAACCAGCCAGGAACUCAGGUCCUGAUGAACAUUUAGAACCAGAUACUUUGAAGGAGGAGCCAGAGCCCCCCCACAUUAAAGAGGAACAGGAGGCACUGUGGAGCAGUCAGGAGGGAGAGAAGGUUCAAGGGCUGGAGAAGGCUGAUAUCAUCAAGUUCACCGUGAAGAGUGAAGAAGAUGAAGAGAAACCUCAGUCCUCACAGCUUCCUCAGAGUUAGACUGAGGAGAACCACAACCAGCCAGGAGCUCAAGUCCUGAGGACCAGACCAAAGACUCUUCUGAACCUAACAGUGAUUAUUGGAAGGAGACCAGAGAACUCUCAGGUCCAAAGACACUCAAAAUUAUUACAGUGUUUGUUGGUGAUAUGAGACAUAGUAAUUGUGAAAAACCAUUCAGCUGUUCUGAGUGUGGUAAAACAUUUAAUCAAAAGCAAAAUCUGAAGACCCAUAUGAUGAUUCAUACAGGACAGAAACCAUUUAGUUGCAGAUUGCAACAAAAGAUCUACCAGGAACUCUCAGAAUAAAACAAAGAAAACA